CAACUCCGACGCUUACUGCCGGCUUGAUGAAUGACCGAGCGAUAGUUCGCAUGUAUUCGGCUCUUUUUGACAACUUCACAGCCCUUUCAACUUCAUACGCUCCCUAGAAAGGCUCUCCCACAGGCUCUUUGCUGUCACAAUGACAACGGAAAGUACCGAAGGGCUCACGCGCGAGCAGCUCGCCUUCUUCAAUGAGAAUGGCUAUCUGCUAAUACCAGACGCGCUAUCACAAGAGACGGUCAAAGAGCUUCUAGGAGAGACAAACAAAUUGCUCAAUGACUUUACAUUGGAUGACCAUCCAAUGACCAAGUUCUCAACUGGCGGCGACGAUGGCGCAGACCAUGUAGGCGACAAGUACUUUCUCGACUCUGGAGACAAAGUGCGGUUCUUCUUUGAAGAAGAUGCCUUCGACGCCACUGGUACCCUAACCAAGCCUAAACACCGCGCCAUCAACAAAAUAGGCCACUACCUCCACGAACUCUCCCCCUCGUUCCGCAAGAUCUCACUUUCUCCCCGUAACGCCGCGAUCGCGCAAUCUCUCUCCUUCCGGGACCCGCGUGUUCUACAAUCCAUGGUGAUAUGCAAGCAACCUGAGAUAGGUGGAGCUGUACCACCGCACCAGGAUAGCACGUUUUUGUAUACAGAUCCGCCAAGCGCGGUGGGGUAUUGGUAUGCGCUGGAAGAUGCGACGAAGGAGAAUGGCUGCUUGAGCUUUGCGCCGGGGAGUCAUCGACGAGCUGCUAUUGAUAAGAGGUUUGUGCGAACGGGAGAGGCAGGAAGUGAGGGGACGGGGUUCAUUGACAACGAGGGUGCGAGAUACCCGAAGGGAUUGAAGACAGAGCUCAAUGGGGCGGCGAAUGGGGAGAAGGAGUAUGAGGUCGUAGAGAAGGAGGAGAGAUAUGACAUGGGUGAGGUCAAAGCUGGCACGCUCGUUCUUAUCCAUGGCAAUAUCCUGCAUAAGAGCGAGAAGAACACGAGUGGGAAAAGUCGGAAUAUAUACACAUUCCAUGUCAUUGAGGGCGACCAAACCUAUGACGCGCAGAAUUGGCUACAACCACCUGAGCAGGGCUUCUCGCGACUGUAUACGGAGAAUAAGGCGGCAAACGGUGCAGACUCAGGUAGUAGACUUGCGAAGGAUUGGUAGAUUCAACAAAUGUGAUUGCAAGGCCUGUAUUAUUGUGGCUACGUUUUGCUCUGUACACAUAGCCCAAUGCCAGUAAGCACAAAUGCCAUGCCUAUCCAGGUAUCUAAACUCGACUUAUGACCUUCUUCUCGGCCCACCACUCCCCCAGCACCGUGAACAAGAAGGCCAGUGAGUUCGUGAUAGGCACCGUGAGACUUAACUCGGCUUUCCCAAUUAGGAUGAAGAACCACACACUCCCCGUAACGUUCAGCAGGAGGGGUACUGCGUACGCUGGCCUUGAAAGCACGCCGAUUACUGCGUAGACUACCCCGAGUAUCUUCUUCUUGAGCCACGAGUUGUUGGGAUCGGUGAGGGAAGGACGGUGCGGAGGUGUGUAGUUCCUAUUUCAGUUUAGUCGAGUGUAUCAUGGA
This is a messenger RNA of Cucurbitaria berberidis CBS 394.84, 1554 nucleotides long. RefSeq names its product phytanoyl-CoA dioxygenase family protein. The coding region runs from base 140 to 1144 and encodes 334 amino acids. Lineage: Eukaryota; Fungi; Ascomycota; Dothideomycetes; Pleosporales; Cucurbitariaceae. The transcript has 3 exons. The record is from RefSeq and is a predicted model, not a curated record.